AUGAUCAUCAUCAAUGUGAUCCCCGUCAUCUCCACUCAUCCGUACGGAUCACAGAAUCGGUCCACCUCCAGUUGGUUUGUACCCCUCGACGAAGACUUUGGCGUUGUAAAAUGAUUCGUGAAUAGUCAGAAAACUAUAAAGCGACAAUAAGCUUUAUGCCACGGUUGUGAAGCACGAGCAUGCUGAUCUCUUCUCUCCGCCAAGUCAGGGCCACAAAGUGCCAGAAGCGUCGGAUUGCCAACAGGCGACCGUAUCCGCUCUCAAGGGCGUCACUAUGCGGGGUUCUUGCAGCGUUGACGUCCGCGCUGCCAUGCUGAAAAGGCCAGACUCCAAUCCAAGGCUAACGCAAGGACACAUGCUGCAUGGGCGCGACCACGUUGAAGACUGCAAGGGUUGGCGCGUGCCUGAUUGCUGUCAUCACGCCCACGUCACGCAUAGCGAGUGA
Ceraceosorus bombacis is the source of this 445-nucleotide messenger RNA. The record is from the annotation of a GenBank genome assembly. Lineage: Eukaryota; Fungi; Basidiomycota; Exobasidiomycetes; Ceraceosorales; Ceraceosoraceae.